AUGGAGCAGUCAGUGCUUGUACCACCAGGACCAGACAGCUUCCAAUACUUCACUAGAGAGUCUCUUGCAGCUAUUGAACAGCGCAUUGCUGCAGAAAAAGCCAAGAACCCUAAACAAGAUCGCAAAGACGAUGAUGAAAAUGGGCCAAAACCAAACAGUGACUUGGAGGCAGGAAAGACACUCCCCUUUAUAUAUGGUGACAUACCUCCAGGAAUGGUGUCUGAGCCCUUGGAAGACAUGGACCCAUAUUACAUCAAUAAAAAAACCUUUAUAGUAUUGAAUAAAGGGAAGGCAAUCUUCCGAUUCAGUGCCACCUCUGCCCUGUACAUUUUAACACCCUUCAACCCUCUUAGAAAAAUAGCUAUUAAAAUUUUGGUACAUUCAUUAUUCAGCAUGCUUAUCAUGUGCACUAUUUUGACCAACUGCGUAUUUAUGACCAUGAGUAACCCUCCAGACUGGACAAAGAAUGUAGAGUAUACUUUCACUGGCAUUUACACAUUUGAGUCACUAAUAAAAAUCAUUGCAAGGGGCUUUUGCUUAGAAGAUUUUACUUUUCUUCGAGAUCCGUGGAACUGGCUUGAUUUCACUGUCAUUACCUUUGCGUAUGUAACAGAAUUUGUAAACCUAGGCAAUGUUUCAGCUCUUCGAACUUUCAGAGUAUUGAGAGCUUUGAAAACUAUUUCUGUAAUUCCAGGCCUGAAGACUAUUGUAGGAGCCCUGAUUCAGUCUGUGAAGAAGCUCUCGGAUGUGAUGAUCCUGACUGUGUUUUGUCUCAGUGUAUUUGCACUGAUAGGGCUGCAGCUGUUCAUGGGCAACCUGAGGAAUAAAUGCCUGCAGUGGCCUCCAGAAAAUUUUACUUUGGAAACAAAUAUUACUUCCCAGCUAAACAGCACCAUAGGUGAAAAUGGUACAUUGCUUAAUUCAACAGUGACUCCGUUUGACUGGAAGGGGUACAUUGAAGAUGAAAGUCAUUUUUAUUUUCUGGAAGGGCAAAACGAUGCUCUGCUUUGUGGAAAUAGCUCUGAUGCUGGGCAGUGCCCAGAAGGAUAUACUUGUGUGAAAGCUGGCAGAAAUCCCAACUAUGGCUACACAAGUUUUGACACCUUCAGCUGGGCUUUUUUGUCCCUGUUUCGGCUAAUGACUCAGGACUUCUGGGAAAACCUUUAUCAAUUGACUCUUCGUGCUGCUGGGAAGACAUACAUGAUAUUUUUUGUUCUGGUGAUUUUUCUGGGCUCUUUCUAUCUGAUAAACCUGAUCCUGGCUGUGGUUGCCAUGGCCUACGAAGAACAGAACCAAGCAACAAUGGAAGAAGCAGAGCAGAAGGAGGCAGAAUUUCAACAGAUGCUGGAACAGCUGAAGAAGCAACAAGAAGCAGCACAGGCAGCAGCGGUGGCAGCAGCAGCAGUAACAGCAUCUGCAGAGUCCAGGGAGCCCAGUGCUGCAGGAGAAGCAGGAGGGCUCUCAGAAAGCUCCUCAGACGCAUCAAAAUUGAGCUCAAAGAGUGCAAAAGAGAGGAGAAAUAGAAGGAAAAAAAGGAAACAGAAAGAACAGUCUGGAGGAGAGGAAAAAGAUGAAGAUGAAUUUCACAAGUCUGAAUCAGAAGACAGCAUCAGAAGGAAAGGUUUCCGAUUGUCUAUUGAAGGCAACAGACUGACAUACGAAAAGAAGUAUUCUUCUCCACAUCAGUCUUUGCUGAGCAUUCGUGGCUCCCUGUUUUCCCCAAGGCGCAACAGCAGAACAAGUCUUUUCAGCUUCAGAGGUCGAGCAAAGGACGUAGGAUCAGAAAAUGACUUUGCUGAUGAUGAACACAGCACUUUUGAAGACAAUGACAGCAGAAGAGAUUCUCUCUUUGUGCCGCGCAGGCACGGAGAACGGCGCAACAGCAACAUCAGCCAGGCCAGUAGGUCAUCCAGGAUGCUGGCAGUGUUUCCGGUGAAUGGGAAGAUGCACAGCACCGUGGAUUGCAAUGGGGUGGUUUCCCUGGUUGGUGGACCAUCUGUUCCUACAUCGCCUGUUGGACAGCUUCUGCCAGAGGUGAUAAUAGAUAAACCAGCUACUGAUGACAAUGGCACCACGACAGAACCAGAAAUGAGGAAGAGAAUAUCAGGUUCUUUUCACGUUUCUAUGGACUUCCUGGAGGAUCCAGCUUUAAGGGAAAGAGCCAUGAGUAUUGCUAGCAUCCUCACAAACACUGUGGAAGAACUUGAAGAAUCGAGACAGAAAUGCCCACCAUGUUGGUAUAAAUUUGCAAAUAUUUUCUUGAUCUGGGACUGCAGUCCACAUUGGUUAAAAGUUAAGCAUAUUGUCAACUUAGUGGUAAUGGACCCAUUUGUUGACCUGGCUAUUACAAUUUGCAUUGUUUUAAAUACACUCUUUAUGGCUAUGGAACAUUAUCCAAUGACCGACGAAUUCAAUAAUGUACUUUCAGUUGGAAAUCUGGUCUUCACUGGAAUCUUCACAGCAGAAAUGUUUCUCAAGAUAAUUGCAAUGGAUCCUUACUAUUAUUUCCAGGAAGGCUGGAAUAUUUUUGAUGGCUUUAUUGUAACCCUUAGCUUGGUUGAACUUGGUCUUGCGGAUGUGGAAGGACUAUCUGUUCUUCGGUCAUUCAGAUUGUUACGAGUUUUCAAAUUGGCAAAAUCUUGGCCAACACUAAAUAUGUUGAUAAAAAUCAUUGGUAAUUCCGUGGGAGCUCUGGGGAAUCUGACCCUGGUGCUGGCCAUCAUCGUGUUCAUUUUCGCUGUGGUUGGGAUGCAGCUCUUUGGGAAAAACUACAAGGAAUGUGUCUGCAAAAUUGCAAGUGACUGUGUGCUCCCUCGCUGGCACAUGCACGACUUUUUCCACUCUUUCCUGAUUGUAUUCCGAGUGCUGUGUGGAGAAUGGAUAGAAACCAUGUGGGACUGCAUGGAGGUUGCUGGCCAAGCCAUGUGCCUUACAGUCUUCAUGAUGGUCAUGGUGAUUGGAAACCUAGUGGUACUAAACCUAUUUUUGGCCUUGCUCUUGAGCUCAUUUAGUGCAGACAACCUCGCUGUGACAGAUGAUGAUAAUGAAAUGAACAAUCUCCAGAUUGCUGUGGCAAGAAUGCAGAAAGGCAUAGAUUAUGUGAAGAGAAAAGCACGUGAAUUCAUCCAAAAAGCUUUUGUUAAAAAACAGAAAGCUUUAGAUGAAAUCAAGCCACUUGAAGAUUUAAACAACAAAAAUAGCUGUAUUUCUAACCAUACAACCGUGGAACUAAGCAAGGACCAUGACUAUAUUAAAGAUGCAAAUGGAACCACCAGUGGUAUAGGCACAGGCAGCAGUGUGGAAAAAUACAUAAUUGAUGAGAGUGAUUACAUGUCAUUCAUAAACAACCCAAGCCUCACUGUGACAGUGCCCAUUGCUGUGGGUGAAUCCGACUUUGAAAAUCUAAACACAGAAGAAUUUAGUAGUGAAUCAGACCUGGAAGAAAGCAAAGAGAAGUUAAAUUCAUCUAGUUCAUCUGAAGGCAGCACAGUUGAUAUUGGACUUCCUGCAGAAGAACAACCAGAAGCUGAACCUGAAGAAGCCCAGGAGCCAGAGGCCUGCUUCACAGAAGGCUGUGUAAGAAGGUUCAAGUGCUGCCAAGUAAGUAUAGAAGAAGGGAGAGGAAAGCAGUGGUGGAACCUUAGAAAAACCUGCUUCAGGAUUGUUGAACACAACUGGUUUGAGACUUUCAUUGUCUUUAUGAUUCUCCUCAGUAGUGGAGCUCUGGCUUUUGAAGACAUAUAUAUUGAACAACGUAAAACUAUCAAGACCAUGCUGGAAUACGCUGACAAGGUCUUCACUUACAUCUUCAUUCUGGAAAUGCUGCUGAAGUGGGUGGCCUAUGGCUACCAAACAUAUUUUACUAAUGCCUGGUGCUGGCUGGACUUCCUCAUUGUCGAUGUCUCUUUGGUUAGCUUAACAGCAAAUGCAUUGGGUUACUCUGAACUUGGUGCCAUUAAGUCCCUUAGGACACUAAGAGCUUUGAGACCUCUAAGAGCUCUGUCACGAUUUGAAGGCAUGAGGGUGGUUGUGAAUGCCCUUUUAGGAGCAAUUCCAUCCAUCAUGAACGUGCUUCUCGUUUGUCUUAUAUUCUGGCUAAUUUUCAGCAUCAUGGGAGUAAAUCUGUUUGCUGGGAAGUUCUACUACUGUGUUAACACCACAACUGAUGAAAGGUUUGAAGUCGACCAAAUCAACAAUUUUAGUCAGUGCGAGGAGCUCAUAAAAAACAAUCAAAGUGCCCGAUGGAAAAACGUGAAAGUAAACUUUGAUAAUGUAGGAUUUGGGUAUCUUUCUUUACUUCAAGUAGCUACAUUUAAAGGCUGGAUGGAUAUUAUGUAUGCAGCUAUUGACUCAAGAGAUGUGUUACAGCAACCCAAGUAUGAAGACAAUUUGUAUAUGUACUUAUAUUUUGUCAUCUUUAUAAUUUUUGGGUCUUUUUUCACCCUGAAUUUGUUCAUUGGUGUCAUUAUUGACAACUUCAAUCAGCAAAAAAAGAAGUUUGGAGGUCAAGACAUAUUCAUGACAGAAGAGCAGAAGAAAUACUACAAUGCAAUGAAAAAGCUGGGAUCCAAAAAACCACAAAAACCCAUACCAAGACCAGGGAAUAAAUUCCAAGGAAUGGUCUUUGAUUUUGUGACACAGCAAGUAUUUGAUAUCAGCAUCAUGAUUCUUAUUUGUCUCAACAUGGUUACCAUGAUGGUAGAAACAGAUGACCAGAGCAAAGAAAUGGAAAAUAUUUUAUACUGGAUUAACCUGGUGUUCAUUGUCCUUUUCACUGGAGAAUGUGUCCUGAAAUUAAUUUCACUUCGCCAUUACUACUUCACUAUAGGCUGGAACAUUUUUGAUUUUGUGGUUGUCAUUCUCUCUAUAGUAGGUCAGUGCCUAUUAAAAGACAGUGACCCCUUGUCAGUGACUGUGACUGUGAUAAGAAGAAACAACCUUGACAGGAGGUUACUGUUCUCACUACCAGCUGACACUGCUGAAGAGGAGAGAAAAAUGGCUACACAGACUGUAGGGACCAGUUAA
Onychostruthus taczanowskii (white-rumped snowfinch) is the source of this 5025-nucleotide messenger RNA. RefSeq names its product sodium channel protein type 1 subunit alpha. Gene Ontology annotation, biological process: neuronal action potential; sodium ion transmembrane transport; membrane depolarization during action potential. Gene Ontology annotation, cellular component: plasma membrane; axon; voltage-gated sodium channel complex. The transcript has 26 exons. The record is from RefSeq and is a predicted model, not a curated record. Bases 1 to 5025 code for a protein of 1674 amino acids. Gene Ontology annotation, molecular function: voltage-gated sodium channel activity. Lineage: Eukaryota; Metazoa; Chordata; Aves; Passeriformes; Passeridae.